GGCACGGAAGUGCGGGCACCGGGAGCGGGCGGGGUCGGGGUCGGGGUCGGAGGGGCGUCACUUUGUUGCGUGCGGCAAUCAUGAGGCGGGACGUGCGCAUCCUGUUGCUGGGCGAGGCCCAGGUGGGGAAGACAUCGCUGAUCCUGUCGCUGGUGGGCGAAGAGUUCCCCGAAGAGGUCCCGGCCCGCGCCGAGGAGAUCACUAUCCCCGCCGAUGUCACCCCGGAGAAGGUGCCCACGCACAUCGUGGAUUACUCAGAAACUGAACAGACGGAGGAGGAGCUCCAGGAUGAGAUCCACAAGGCAAAUGUGGUGUGUGUGGUGUAUGAUGUGUCUGAGGAAGCCACCAUUGAGAAGAUCCGAACCAAGUGGAUCCCACUGGUGAAUGGAAGGACUGAGGGGGGGCCCAGGUUGCCUAUUAUUCUGGUGGGCAACAAGUCUGACCUGCGACCUGGGAGCACCAUGGAGGCCGUGCUGCCCAUCAUGAGUCAGUUUCCUGAGAUAGAGACGUGUGUGGAGUGUUCAGCCAAGCAGCUGAGGAACAUCUCAGAGCUGUUCUACUACGCUCAGAAGGCUGUUCUGCACCCCACAGCCCCUCUCUAUGACCCAGAAGCCAAGCAGCUGCGGCCCGCGUGCAUCCAGGCCCUCACACGCAUCUUCAGACUGUCGGACCAGGACCUGGACCAUGCACUUAGCGACGAGGAGCUCAAUGCCUUCCAGAAGUCUUGCUUCGGCCACCCUCUGGCCCCACAGGCCCUGGAGGACGUGAAGAGGGUGGUGUGCAAGAACGUGGAAGGCGGUGUGCAGGAUGACCGGCUGACCCUGGAGGGUUUCCUCUUCUUGAACACACUGUUCAUCCAGCGUGGCCGGCAUGAGACCACGUGGACCAUCCUGCGGCGUUUUGGUUACAGUGACACGCUUGAGCUGACAGCUGAUUAUCUCUUCCCGCCGCUCCAUGUGCCCCCUGGGUGCAGCACUGAACUCAACCACUGUGGCUACCAGUUUGUGCAGCGGGUGUUUGAGAAACAUGACAAGGACCGGGAUGGUGCCCUUUCACCUGUGGAGCUACAGAGCCUCUACAGUGUAUUCCCCAUGGCCCCCUGGGUCCCUGAGCUCCCACAUACUGUCCGUACGGAGGCUGGCCGGCUGCCCUUGCAUGGGUACCUCUGCCAGUGGACCCUGGUGACCUACCUGGAUGUCCAGAGCUGUCUGGCACACCUUGGCUACCUGGGCUACCCCACCCUCUGUGAGCAGGACUCCCAGGCUCAGGCCAUCACAGUCACCCGGAGGAAGAGGCUAGACCAGGAGAAGGGGCAGACGCAGCGCAGUGUCCUCAUGUGCAAGGUGCUGGGCGCCCGAGGUGUGGGCAAGUCUGCCUUCUUGCAAGCCUUUCUUGGCCACAGCCUGAGUGAAGCCAGUGAGUUCUCUGCAGAGCCUCCAGUCCAUGUCAUUGACACAGUGCAGGUCAACGGGCAGGAGAAGUACCUGAUUCUCUGUGAAGUGAGUACAGACAGCUUGCUGGCCACCUCUCUGGACACCACCUGUGAUGUUGCCUGCUUGAUGUUUGAUGGCAGUGACCUCAGGUCCUUUGCACACUGUGCCACUGUCUACAAGCACCAUUACAUGGAUGGCCAGACGCCCUGCCUCUUCGUCUCCUCCAAGGCUGACUUGCCUGAAGGUGUUGCCCCACCAGGCCUGUCCCCAGCUGAGUUCUGCCGCAGGCAUCGGCUGCCUCCUCCUGCCCUGUUUUCCUGCGCUGGUCCAGCCCAACCCAGCACUGACAUCUUCACCAGGCUAGCCACCAUGGCCACCUUCCCGCACCUGGUCCACACGGAGUUGCACCCCGCCCCCUUCUGGCUCAAGGGGGUGCUGGUGGCCGUUGGGGCUGCAGUGGCCACGGUCUUCAGCAUCUCACUGUACAGGAUCCUGGUGAAGAGCCGAUGAUUUCCCUUGACCCUCCUCCCUGGACCUGGGCCUUUCUCCCUGCAGAGGCCCUGCAUUGGCUGUGGGCUUUCCACUUUGUAAUGUUGACCACAAGACCUUCAAGGCACUGGUGUGGGGUGCUGUCCU
This is a messenger RNA of Perognathus longimembris pacificus (Pacific pocket mouse), 2069 nucleotides long. RefSeq names its product ras homolog family member T2 (gene Rhot2). Gene Ontology annotation, molecular function: GTP binding; calcium ion binding; GTPase activity. Gene Ontology annotation, biological process: mitochondrion organization; small GTPase-mediated signal transduction; regulation of mitochondrion organization. The record is from RefSeq and is a predicted model, not a curated record. NCBI's taxonomy places the organism in Eukaryota, Metazoa, Chordata, Mammalia, Rodentia, Heteromyidae. The coding region runs from base 81 to 1943 and encodes 620 amino acids. The transcript is spliced from 19 exons. Gene Ontology annotation, cellular component: mitochondrial outer membrane.